Pocillopora damicornis (cauliflower coral) is the source of this 444-nucleotide messenger RNA. RefSeq names its product short-chain collagen C4-like. NCBI's taxonomy places the organism in Eukaryota, Metazoa, Cnidaria, Anthozoa, Scleractinia, Pocilloporidae. The record is from RefSeq and is a predicted model, not a curated record.
AUGGCUAAGAUGGUGCCUGGUCCAAAAGGUGAUAAAGGAGAUACCGGUCCUCAAGGUCCUAGGGGUGAUAAAGAUGACAUUGGUGUUAGAAGUCGAAAAGGUGAUCAAGGGGACACUGGAGCACAAGGACCUAAGAGUAAUGAAGGUGAUACAGGACCACAGGGGCCAUCUGGUAGUGGUGAUUUUGCAGACCUUUUAACUGUUUUAUUAUUCCAUGGAACUCAGAUAAUCACAGGUACUUUGAAUAUGAACAGCGAAAACGUUGUUAAUCUUGAGGAUCCAUCAGGUGCAACAGAUUCCAAUAAUAAAAAGUACGUUGACACCACCGAAAACAACAUACUGAAUGGCUCUAAGACUUUCCAGGGUGAUAUAGACGUGAAUAACAACGGUAUUAAGAACUUGCAUGCACCCACUUCAAAAACUGAUGCUGUUAAUAAGAUAUAG